This is a messenger RNA of Acinonyx jubatus (cheetah), 1919 nucleotides long. It is a transcript of the gene DPAGT1, whose product is annotated as dolichyl-phosphate N-acetylglucosaminephosphotransferase 1. The transcript is spliced from 9 exons. Gene Ontology annotation, biological process: protein N-linked glycosylation; dolichol-linked oligosaccharide biosynthetic process. The coding region runs from base 237 to 1463 and encodes 408 amino acids. Gene Ontology annotation, cellular component: membrane. The record is from RefSeq and is a predicted model, not a curated record. Lineage: Eukaryota; Metazoa; Chordata; Mammalia; Carnivora; Felidae. Gene Ontology annotation, molecular function: UDP-N-acetylglucosamine-dolichyl-phosphate N-acetylglucosaminephosphotransferase activity.
UCUGCGAGCAAGAUCCGGGAGGAAACCGUGGGAAGGCAAAUGCAGUGGGGCCACGGGCGAGGUUGCUCUAUAGAGGCCCGCCGGAGUCCCGAGGGCGGCUCAAGUCGGAGUUGUUGGGUUUCGCUCAGGCGGCUGUGGGAAGACGCAGCCACUUCCCCCUGCUGAGGGCCGAGGGCUCCCGCCCAGCUUGCCCUUUAGCUGUGGAGGCGGCGAGGCGGGCCCCCUGGCUGGUCAUCAUGUGGGCCUUCCCCGAGUUGCCGAUGCCGCUGCUGGUGAAUUUGUUCGGCUCGCUGCUGGGAUUUGUGGCCACAGUCACCCUCAUCCCCGCCUUCCGUGGCCACUUCAUCGCCGCGCGCCUCUGUGGCCAGGACCUCAACAAAAUCGGCCAGCAGCAAAUCCCAGAGUCCCAGGGAGUGAUCAGCGGUGCUGUUUUCCUUAUCAUCCUCUUCUGCUUCAUCCCUUUCCCUUUCCUGAACUGCUUUGUGGAGGAGCAGUGUAAAGCCUUCCCGCACCAUGAAUUUGUGGCCCUGAUAGGUGCGCUCCUUGCCAUCUGCUGCAUGAUUUUCCUGGGCUUCGCGGACGAUGUACUGAAUCUGCGCUGGCGCCAUAAGCUGCUGCUGCCUACAGCUGCCUCACUACCUCUUCUCAUGGUCUAUUUCACCAACUUUGGCAACACGACCGUUGUGGUACCCAAGCCCUUCCGUCCGAUUCUUGGCCUGCAUCUGGACUUGGGGAUCCUGUACUACGUUUACAUGGGGCUGCUGGCCGUGUUCUGUACCAAUGCCAUCAAUAUCCUAGCAGGAAUUAAUGGCCUAGAGGCUGGCCAGUCGCUAGUCAUUUCUGCUUCUAUCAUUGUCUUCAAUCUGGUGGAGCUGGAAGGUGAUUAUCGGGAUGAUCAUGUCUUUUCCCUCUACUUCAUGAUACCCUUUUUUUUCACCACUUUGGGAUUGCUCUACCAUAACUGGUACCCAUCACGGGUGUUUGUGGGAGAUACCUUCUGUUACUUUGCUGGCAUGACCUUUGCCGUGGUGGGCAUCUUGGGACACUUCAGCAAGACCAUGCUACUCUUCUUCAUGCCCCAGGUGUUCAACUUCCUCUACUCACUGCCUCAGCUCCUGCAUAUCAUACCCUGCCCUCGCCACCGUAUGCCCAGACUCAAUACCAAGACAGGCAAACUGGAGAUGAGCUAUUCCAAGUUCAAGACCAAGAGCCUCUCUUUCUUGGGCACCUUUAUUCUAAAGGUAGCAGAGAGUCUCCAGCUAGUGACCGUGCACCGGAAUGAGAAUGACGACGGUGCCUUCACAGAGUGUAACAACAUGACCCUCAUCAACUUGGUACUUAAGGUCUUCGGGCCCAUGCAUGAGAGGAACCUGACCCUGCUGCUGCUGCUGCUCCAGAUCCUCGGCAGUGCUGUCACCUUCUCCAUUCGGUACCAGCUUGUCCGGCUCUUCUACGAUGUCUGAGUCCCCUGAUCAUUGCCCUGUACUGCACGGUCUGCAGGGUUCCUGACUCAGGCCCACCACCUCUUUCUGGACGCGAAAUGCCUCCUGGCCAGGCCUCUCCCACCUUUCAUUCUCCUCCAGAUUUUGUACUUAGCAUUUCCUUUCUGCUGUGAUUAUUGACAUCUAACGACUGUGGAUUGGAUUUUGGCUAUGGCUUCCUUCAACCUGCCACUCUCCCUCUCCAUCCCGUCUUUGCAGCCUCCGAAGGUGGGAUACUGCAGCUUUUAUGCAGUUAUCCACAACUCUGACUCUGAAGGAAUAUGUUGGGCCUGAGAAUAGAACCCUGGCUGGGGAUAGGGACACAGGCUUGAAGAUCACUUGAUAUCUGACUAUAAAUUAAGUAUUCUGAUCAGUAAGAGCAGACUGGGGGGCCAGGUGCUUCCAGUGGUGACAAUAAAGUGUUGUCUUUUUCUUGUU